This is a messenger RNA of Dioscorea cayenensis subsp. rotundata (Guinea yam), 805 nucleotides long. Its product is annotated as pterin-4-alpha-carbinolamine dehydratase 2, mitochondrial. Gene Ontology annotation, cellular component: mitochondrion. Gene Ontology annotation, molecular function: 4-alpha-hydroxytetrahydrobiopterin dehydratase activity. Gene Ontology annotation, biological process: tetrahydrobiopterin biosynthetic process. NCBI's taxonomy places the organism in Eukaryota, Viridiplantae, Streptophyta, Magnoliopsida, Dioscoreales, Dioscoreaceae. The record is from RefSeq and is a predicted model, not a curated record.
CAGACCACUCGCGAGAGUGUGACCCAAAUGCGGACGCGUCACAACCGCUAUGCCGCCAUCUCUUCCGGCUCUCGAUGAACCGGCCGGUGAGGAUGCUGCUUCAAUUGCAAGCUCAUCGUCUCUCUCCCACCCACGUUCGUCUAGCAAGUUUGGCUUCGUCAUCUUUUAAUGUCGCUAAAUCUCUCACUGUGAUCCAUGGAUGGAUACAUCAGAAUCACGUUAAAGUAUCACCAUUUAAGAAGUUUAGCAGUGGUUUUAGUUCUUGUUCUGCAUUCCAAGACUUGACAGCCAAGAAGUGUGUACCAUGCAACUCAAAGGAGAUCCGGUCAAUGUCCGAGCAGUCAGCCAAUGAAUUGCUUCCACAAGUACAAGGAUGGAUCUUGAUAACUGACAAUGGUACAAUGAAGCUGCACCGUUCAUGGAAAGUGAAAACUUUCAUUAAAGGAUUGGAGUUCUUUCAGAUCAUAGCUGAUGUUGCUGAAGCAGAAGGUCAUCACCCUGAUCUUCAUCUGGUUGGUUGGAACAAUGUGAAGAUUGAUAUAUGGACUCAUUCUGUUGGUGGGCUGACAGAAAAUGACUUCAUUCUUGCUGCAAAGAUAAACAAUCUCAAUGUUGAACAUCUUCUGAGGAAGAAAGCUGCUGAUUAAGUGUUACUUUUUUUUUUACAUUGCACUAUGAUUUGUCUUUUUAUAUUUCUGAUCUUCAAUGACACAAAUAUAUGUUUUUGAUGCUUUUUAAGUGCCAAAACGUUGAUAGAUUUAAAGAUAUGGAUAAAACAAUAACAAACUGAUUUCUUUUUUUUUCC